GAGGAAUUCAGUAAUAACCCCCCCCUUCUUUUUGGUUCCUUUCUAUUUCUCCGCCUAAACCCUCUCGGAGUCACUUAUCUCCGAAAGCCUCCAAAACCCUCCCACUAGGGUUUUGGAUUGGAUUCCGGAGCCCUUCUCUUCGAAUUCCUACCACCGGGGGUGUUUUGGACCGGCCUCCUCUACUCUCAGGAGUUCAACAGUAUGGCAUCCCAAUUAGCUCGCGAGUGGUUCGGAAUCCAGCAGUUUCCGGCUGCCACACAGAGCAAGUUGCAUGAAUUGCUGGGGAAGCUGAAGCAAGAGGAUGUGAGUACAUUGACGAUUCUGGUGAUGGGUAAGGGCGGUGUCGGGAAGUCGUCCACCGUGAACUCCAUAAUAGGGGAGAGAGUGGCUGCUGUCAGUGCUUUCCAGUCAGAAGGAUUGCGACCAAUGAUGUGCUCACGCACGCGAGCAGGGCUCACUUUGAACAUCAUUGACACUCCAGGACUUGUGGAAGGUGGAUACGUCAAUGAACAGACUCUUGAAAUCAUAAAACGGUUUCUUUUGAACAAGACUAUCGAUGUUCUUCUGUACGUGGACCGGUUAGAUGCGUAUAGGGUGGAUAGUUUGGAUAGACAGGUUAUUAAAGCCAUAACAGAUACAUUUGGUAAACGAAUAUGGCAAAGAGCUUUGGUUGUAUUGACUCAUGCUCAGCUGUCACCACCAGAUGGAAUGAAUUAUGAUGAUUUCUUUGCCAAACGAUCAGAAGCACUUUUAAAAUUCAUCCGCUUGGGUGCACGUAUUAAGAAACAAGAGUUCGAGGAAUCUGCCACUCCUGUGGUUUUGGUCGAGAAUAGUGGGAGAUGCAGGACUAAUGACAAUGGGGAAAAGAUUCUUCCUGAUGGUACUGCAUGGAUCCCGAACUUGGUGGAAGUAAUAACAGUUGUUAUCUCAAAUGGGAGCAAACCGAUUGCGGUGGACCAGAAGUUGAUUGAGGGCCCCAACCCAAAUGAGAGAGGAAAGUUCUUCAUACCUCUCAUCUUGGCUUUCCAGUUUUUUUUUGUGGUCAAAGGGAUCCAAAAAGCCAUAAAGCAGGACAUUGCAAAAGAAAGCAAACCUCUUUGGGAGCUACGUGACAUGGGCUUGGCAAACCGGAAAUUCUAGAAGUUUUAAAUCUUGUUACGCUUGUUUUUUUCCUUUACCUUUUUGGGCUUUGCAUCAGUUCUUUUCCCUUUUUUUUUCUGCUGCUGUUCUCACACCUUGAUGUGCCAUUAAUUGGGUUUAUAGGAGUAUCUAAGUUGGGCGGCCGGUGAAGAUUUUCUUGUUGAGGAUAAUUCUAAUACUAUUGUUUUGCAGCAUCAUAGUUCGAUGGUCUCUCAAUUGUUAUAACCUUCCACUUCUAAGUGCAUUUCUGUUCUGUUA
This is a messenger RNA of Phoenix dactylifera (date palm), 1398 nucleotides long. Its product is annotated as translocase of chloroplast 34, chloroplastic-like. Gene Ontology annotation, cellular component: chloroplast outer membrane. The record is from RefSeq and is a predicted model, not a curated record. Lineage: Eukaryota; Viridiplantae; Streptophyta; Magnoliopsida; Arecales; Arecaceae. Gene Ontology annotation, molecular function: protein-transporting ATPase activity; GTP binding. Gene Ontology annotation, biological process: intracellular protein transport.